AGAAAAGUUAACCUGCUCAGUUCAGAACUCAAAGAUAUGGAAAAUAACAUUCAAAAGCUCAGCUCAUCCCUUGCUGAAAAGGAAUCAGAGUUAAAGAAACUUGAAAUUACUCAUAAGAAAACUAUGGAAGAACUUGGGAAAGCAAGUUCCAAGAUCGACGGUUUGAGAGAAGAACUACAGAGAAAUCAAAGUGAACUUCAAUCGAAAAAUUCUGUGGUGGAUGAAUUAAAUGCAAGGAUAGGUUCCUUAACAGUUGAUGCUGAACUUUUGAGGGAAAGAGAAAAAGAAAUUCACUAUUUAAAGGAAAAACUUGAGGUUGCCCUAAAUGAUGCAAGUGAAAAUAAAGCAAUUGUUGCGGAUUUGAUCAAGGAAAAAGUGAACCUGAAGAAAGCACUUGAGGCAGAGUUGCAGAAUGUAAAAAACCUGAAAUAAGAACUCCUAACUGCCGAGGGAACUCUUGCAAAGUCCAA
Molecule: messenger RNA, 470 nt
Organism: Hibiscus syriacus
Lineage: Eukaryota; Viridiplantae; Streptophyta; Magnoliopsida; Malvales; Malvaceae
Product: MAR-binding filament-like protein 1
Exons: 1
Coding region: 37-432 (131 amino acids)
Source: RefSeq, a predicted model, not a curated record